Messenger RNA from Spea bombifrons (plains spadefoot toad), 2442 nucleotides. RefSeq names its product polyamine modulated factor 1 binding protein 1 (gene PMFBP1). NCBI's taxonomy places the organism in Eukaryota, Metazoa, Chordata, Amphibia, Anura, Pelobatidae. The record is from RefSeq and is a predicted model, not a curated record. Bases 280 to 2442 code for a protein of 720 amino acids. Gene Ontology annotation, biological process: spermatogenesis. The transcript has 17 exons.
CCUUUUUAACAGACAGCUGACCCGUGGUUGUUUCCCUCUGUUCAGGUGUCUGAGCGGGACUCUCGUCUCUCUGCGCUGCGAGGGGAAGUGCUGCUGCUGCAGCAGGAACUGGAAAGAAAGUGCACAGAGUUAGACGGCUGCGAGGAAGCCAUUGAUCAGCUCACCCAGGAACUCCAGGCAACGCAGACAGACCUGGCCAACAGCCGUGAGCAGUGUCAGCACAGCGAGGAGGUCGUUCAGGCGGUCCGAGAGCAUUCACAAAGACUGCAGAACCAGGCAAUGGAGUUGGAAGAGGAUCUGGUGAAGCUACAGACAGACUUUGCUUCGUUUAAAGCCUCCCACAGACACGGCGACGGCAGCUAUGGGGAGCUCGAGAGACUCAUGGCGCAGCUCACGCAGGAACUGGGUCGAGCGGAGGGAGAGGUUCAGCGACAGAUGAAGGAGACGGAGCACUGCCAAACACUUCCGAAAGAGCUAAACCUGGAUCUAGCAAAAGAGAGAGAGCAGCAAAAGAGCACAAUGAAAGACGUGGAGCGACUCGAGCACGAGGUGUUCAGCUUGCGCAGAGACACGGCCGAACAGGUGCAAGACUACAAGCUUUGCAUUUCUGAGCAGCAGCAGCAAAUCCAGAAACUGCAGGAGGAGCUGCGAGACAGUAAUACGCUGACAGCCCACAGAGAGCAGGCCAUACAGAAGCGCGACUCACUCCUCCGCCAGUCAGAGGCUGACCUCUUACAGGCCCGAAGCUCGCUCAAGUCUUUGAACCAGGAGAUAGAGCGCCGCCAGUCAACCGCCUCUGGAAUGGAGAGAAAGCUGCAGUACGCUCAGAGAGAAUAUGAGCAGAAAGAAAACGAGAACACAACAUUAAGGGCAGAGUUACAAGACCUGAGAAAGGAGCUGAAAGAGACCUAUGUCCUCCAUCAAGAAGCAGUGCAGGCAUUGGCGGGUCAAGAGGAGAAGACGCUCCUGGUGGAGAGUGCCCUGCAGAGCACACAGGAUCAGCUGAGUGAGCGCGUGGCAGAAGUUGUCAGACACGAGCAGCUGGUACGCAAAACGGAAAGCGAGAUGCGGACUUUGAGAGAGCGAGUGAACAGUAAUGAUGAAGAACUGGAGCAAUGCAGGUGCCGAGAACAGAGCAAAGUCCAGCAGAGCCUAAGACUAGAACUGGAAGAGCAGCAGAACCGUCACGAGGAACUGCUGAGACAACACCAGAGGAGCAAGGACUGUGAGAGCUCCCUCCAGAGACAGGCAGAGGAGCUGAGCCUGAGAGUGCAGCACUCUGAGCGCUUGUUGGCAGAGAGGGACCGAGCGCUGCAGACUCUGCAGAGCAGCUACUCGCAGCUGGAACGCAGAUCUCAGAGUACUCACGACGAAGCCCGGGAUAGUGUGGCCCAGUUAGAGCUCACCAAGAGUGCACUGGCGCAGGCACAGAGGAAAAUCCAGACUCAAUCGCAAGAGCUAAAGCACAUGGAGAAGCUGUUGUCACGUAUGCGCUCAGAGGAAGAAGCGGCACAGAAGAUGGCAAGAGGCCGGAGCGAAGACUUGAACGCAGCCCAGGAAAGUCUGCAGGAACUGAGGAGCCAAGUGAUAGCCGCUCAGGCCGGGCAGAGAGAAGCUGUAGAGCAGCUGGGUGACAGAAGCCGAGAGCUGGCAGCUCUGAGAAGUGAGUUGCAGCGAUGCCAGCAGAGGAAGACUGAGCUGGAGAGAGAAGGCGCAGCUCAUGACGAAAGAACGCGGCGGCUGAGCAAAGAGGUGGCGGCGUUACAUGAGAUGCAGAGACAGAAGGAACGCGAGAUGGAGGCUUGUGAGGGACGCUUGAGAGAAAUCUGUAACCAGCAGCAACACUGGCAGAGACUCCACCAGGAGCGUACCCAGGACCUGGGGCAGCGGCAAGAUGAGCUCAAGCAACUUCAGGAGCAACUGGCAGCCGUGCAGGAGAAAAGAAAAAAUGAAUGCAAAGAGAGAGAUGCUUUGCAGAAUGCAGUGAACCAGCUGAAGCAGAAAUAUGUGGCGGCAACUAGUGAGGUGGAGACUCUGAGAACAUCUCUGGAAGCGGCGAGGUCAGACUGUCGCCGACUACACCGCGAGAGUGAGCUGGUCGUUUGCAACGUGAACGAAUGGGUGAACGAGCAGAAAGAAGCCAACAAGACACUGAGUGAGAAAAUCCGUGAGCAAAGCAAGCAGAUUGUGCAUCUGACAACGGAGAAAGACUAUUUGCAGGAGGCGAUGGAGCAGCUACAGCGAGAGAACAAGCGCCUGAGAAGCCAGGGAGACGAUAGACGCGUAGAGAAUGAACGAUAUAAGCUGAGUCUGCGUGCGUCGGAUCUGGAUCCCGACCGCCCCAGUCAAGGGCAUGCGGAGGAAGCCGGAUCGCUGUGUUCUGCACGACGCGCAUUCGCCAUCCUCGGAAACUUAAGGACAAAACCGAGGACGGGCCGCUGA